AUGAUUCAAAUGACAAGUCAGCAAGUAUCAUUGUUGAAGGGCUGGCUCAGUAAACUUGAUCUUGAUCCUUCUCUUCUAGGUGCUCUAUCGCCAAGAUGUGCGUUACAACCUAUGGAGAAGGAUUGGCAUACAUAUGAAUUCAACACAUUCGUACUUGGGAGCGCGAUUUUUUAUCAUAGCUGUGACGGUAGUAGCAAGCGUAUCUUCAAAGAAUAUAGGCAGGAUUUUGGAAAUUGGUCAUAUGAUAAUUUCAAUAAAACUUCUAAAGUCUUCCUCGAAGCACUCAAGAACACCUUGCGCUAUCGCGGUGUGAAUCUAGUCGAGCUUGGUUCAGUACGCUUUAACCUUGGCUAUAACAGCAAGCGUGAAGCUGCACCAGAUUGGGAUAAGGAGGAUCUUAAACGAAGCUUCAAGGAUCUCUCGCUUGCAUUCCAACAAGAAGUCAUCGCAGAUAAGCUUUUACCAGAAGACAUCCUGGCAGCUCUCGUGACAAAGUAUUCACAAUUGAUAGUAAAGGAGGCAGACGCUUCUGCUGAAGAACACAUUCAAGAUGAAGUGAAAAGUGAAACAAAACUUGAAACAUUACCUCUCAGCAACGCAACUGUAAGAUCUACCAUGGACGUGACAAGAUUAGAUAAAACUAUUGAAUUGGACCGUACGAAAGCAGACUGCCUUAUUAGCUUCGCUCAAGUCUGGCGCAGUGAGAACGAUUACACUGGCGAUUUAUUUGAUAAUCUCGAUUACAAGAUUAUUGAAUUCAAAUGGUGCAUGAAUAUUCUGCAAAUUAAAUCCGAAAAUUGGCCUUGUUGUUUCAAAUUUAUCCUUCGUAAACAAGCAGACUGUUUUGCUCGUGAUAGUUUUAAGGAUGAAUGGGCAUUCGAUCAGAUGGUAGAAGCUUUGAAGGAUCAAUUCGAAACAGCUGAAAGAAAGCAACUUCAUCGUUUUAUUUGGGCAAAUAUCACGUUCAAAUCAGUCGUGAGCGAGAAUCCUACAAAGAGCAAGUCAGAUAAUUUACAACUUCUCAUCACAAAAUUACGUAAAUGUCAAUAUGCGUUAGGAGGUCAAUACGCUGCAGACAUUCACAUCGUUGACUGUCUGUUACGUGCAUGCCGUGAUGAACCUGACCUAGCCAUGGUUUACGGCAGUAUGCCCAAAAGCUUCGAAGCUGUUUGUGCUGUAUUCCAUAAAGCACUGGAGGGGAACUCACGUUUCCAAAGUACUACAUCAAUCUUAACGGAGGAGUAUAGCUCAUCUGACUAA
Meira miltonrushii is the source of this 1260-nucleotide messenger RNA. RefSeq lists its product as uncharacterized. NCBI's taxonomy places the organism in Eukaryota, Fungi, Basidiomycota, Exobasidiomycetes, Exobasidiales, Brachybasidiaceae. The coding region runs from base 1 to 1260 and encodes 419 amino acids. The transcript has a single exon. The record is from RefSeq and is a predicted model, not a curated record.